This is a messenger RNA of Diachasma alloeum, 1081 nucleotides long. RefSeq names its product endocuticle structural glycoprotein SgAbd-2 (gene Cpr49Ah). Lineage: Eukaryota; Metazoa; Arthropoda; Insecta; Hymenoptera; Braconidae. The transcript is spliced from 4 exons. Gene Ontology annotation, molecular function: structural constituent of chitin-based larval cuticle. The coding region runs from base 314 to 886 and encodes 190 amino acids. Gene Ontology annotation, cellular component: chitin-based extracellular matrix. The record is from RefSeq and is a predicted model, not a curated record.
UACCAACAAUUGAGAAUAUGAAAUUCAUUUAGUGACGGUUAUGAUGCACAUCGUCAGUUGGAGUUAAUCGCCAAAAAACAUUUAAUCCAUAGAUAUUUAUGUUUAUAAUUCAUGAACUCUUCAGGAGGGAGGUGGUAAAGUGAGAGUCCGUAUAAAAGCUGAUUUCUUUCCUCUGGCAGGACACAGAGUACUUUGUGUUUCUUGAGUGAUUAUACUCCAAUAAGAUUAAAAAUAAUUUCACGCUUGUAUAGCUGUCUGCACACCUUUUACUUCUCCAGUGAAUAACCACUUUUUUUUUCUCCAGGAGUUAAAUAUGAAAUUUUUGAUAUUAGCAAUGAUUAUCGGGACAGUAUUUGGCCAAAAUUAUCAUUCAGGCCGGCAACAGCACUCACCACAACCGGCAACAUCAGGACAGUAUCAAGAAGAGCAUCAAAGGUCAAUAAAUAAUGAGAGACAAUUCAGUACUACUACAUACGUGCCGAUUUUGCAAUGGAAUAAAGAACAAGAACACGACGGAACAUAUAGAACUAGUUAUGAGACUGGCAAUAACAUUGUUGCAGAAGAGAGUGGAUAUGUAAAAACUAUCGGCGAAGGUGAUAAUAAGGCCGAAGCUCUUGUUCAACAGGGUAGUUACUCAUAUACCAGUCCCGAAGGUCAAAUUAUCACUAUUCAUUACACUGCGGAUGAAACUGGCUUCCAUGCAACCGGCGAUCAUAUUCCCACUCCACCACCAGUCAGCGAGGAAAUUCAGAAGGGUCUUGAUCUUAUUUAUGCUGGAAUACGUCAACAAGAGGAAACCGCUGCACGGGAAGCCGCACAAAAAGCUCAACAACCCUUCAAUCAGCAGAUUGAUAGACAGCAGGAUAAUAAAAAUUAUCGUUUAUAACUUUUAUCACUCCUGAAAGGAAAAAUCACUUUGAAAUACUUAAGUAUCAUUGGAUAACCAUAACCAUAGUCAGUUUAUGAAUUAUUUAUCAAAUAUUAUAUUAUACUAGGAAAUGUCGGAGAAUGGCUUUCAAUAAUUUUUUUUGUCUACUCUUUUGAAACAACAUCAGAGAAUAAACCAUAAUUCAAUCAAUAA